AUGCCAACCAGGAAUAAAAAAGCCAUGUUUGCCUCUGCCUUUCUGACCUGUGCCUGUUCCUUCGUGCUGAUCUGCCUGGUGCUGGGCACCCAGCAGUGGGUGAGCAGCUUCGUGGAGUUCUCCGGCGUCAACUCCGUCAGGGUGAAGCUCAGCUACGGGCUCUUCCAAGGGACCUGUGGGCAGCUGGUGGAUGCAGGGCUGGAGUUUUCCGAGCAGCCUUUCCAAGUUGCAGAAAACCUGAGCAGCCCCAGGACGAGGAACACCAACACAGCCAUCAUCGUGGUGCUGGUGCUCAGCUUGCUGAGCUCCCUCCUCAGCUCUGGGUUUACCUGCACCAAUGCUGUCAGCAACCCCUACCAGACAUUCCUGGGACCCAUCGGGGUCUACACCUGGAAUUCCUUGUGUGGGAUCCUGGUACUUGUAGCCAUGAUACUUUUCCCUGUGAACAUAGAAGCCCACAAGCUCUCUGUAGAACUGGCCCAGAGAUGUUCCUCUCUGCAGACACACGUGGGCUCCGAGCAUUCCUAUGGAUAUUCCUACUGGGUCAUGCUGCCCAUCAUCUUGCUGAACAUUGCUUCUAUUGUCAUCAUAUAUUUCUAUGACCACGCAAAAUAUUAUGAAAAGAAACAGCAGGAAAGACCCAUUGAAGUUGCACCAAAAGAUGUCAUCCUGUUUUAAGGAUACCACUGGGGAGAGGGUGGUGAAGGAGAAAGACUGAUGUGGGCAGUCACAGCUCCUCAUUUCCCCUCAGACUGAAGCUGUGCAUGUGGUUCAGUUAUCAAAGAAACCCACCGUGUCUUCAAAAGAAUUCCAUUUUAUCCUUGUGCUAAGUAUUCCUGCAAAACAUCCACGUUUCCCAUGGCAAAAGUGCUGCCUGAACACCUCCAAGGAGCUGCAGCCCAAAGUGCCAAGCCUGCAGGGAUGGACCUCAAGCACCUGAUGGUUCUGCUCUGCCCUGGAGGGACCACUAUGCAAACACACUCCUGGAAGGGUUCCUCCUCCUCUCCAGACCAUCACCAUCACCUCCUGCCCAGGCAGCACAGAGGAGUUGGUGCCCACUUCUUGAUUUAUGGAUUUUCUGGACCCCGGGGGCUGCCCCUGGCUCUCCUCAAGGCUGCACCAAGAGGGCCACCCAUG
Calypte anna (Anna's hummingbird) is the source of this 1137-nucleotide messenger RNA. RefSeq names its product clarin 3 (gene CLRN3). The transcript has 3 exons. Lineage: Eukaryota; Metazoa; Chordata; Aves; Apodiformes; Trochilidae. Bases 1 to 678 code for a protein of 225 amino acids. The record is from RefSeq and is a predicted model, not a curated record.